ACCAGAUCAAUGAGGGCCAUAAACGUGUCAACCCGAGGGAUGUCCUUCCACUUUAGCGUGGUGCCCAAUAUCCUGUUUGUGAAAAUUUUUGCCUCCCGGGCGCUAAGCAAAGUUCUAGAGUCGUGAUCCUGGGAGUCUGACUGACAGGACACGUCUGCGUAUACUGUAACUGCUUGGAGAUGACGAACGGCCAUGGCGACAAACAUUCACCCGCCGCGUCCAAAGUGCUGGAGAAUGCACUUGAUAGUGCUGAUCUCUUGGAUGAUACGACAGAAUCUAGUUCUCCAAGAGGUGGGGGUAGAGGAGCUCCAUCUCUUGGCAUGCAUUCUGGGUUACAAAAUAGGCAGUAUCGAAAACGGCCGACGGCAGCGGCAGGUGACAAUCCAAACGACUAUACAAAGCGAUACCCCCGGGAUGCUAUCGGUGAAGAAAUGUCGCUCAAUGGAAGAUUCUGGCGAACAUAUGGGGAUGAGGCUGUUAUAUUUGAUGAAGAGAUGUUAAGCGUGUAUAAAGACACAAUCGACGGCCUUUUGAUUUUUACUGGUCUUUUUUCUGCCAUCAUCACAACCUUUGUGGUUCAAACAUCACAAAAUCUGCAGCCUGAUUAUGGAGAGGUAUCUGCCUCUUUACUUAUAGAGCUUGUCGGGUUCCAAAGAGCAGCAUCAAAUGCAUCUUCCUCCUCGUCAAUCCCAUCCUCCCCCUCCUACCCUGCUGUUGUCUUCUCUCCAUCUCUAGCGGACAUCUGGGUGAACAGCUUGUGGUUCAUCAUCAAGCAAUGGAUUCAUCAGUACAUGUCCGUCAUCUCCGAAAGCUCGUCUCGCGACCGUGGUCGAAUCCGACAUGCUCGGUAUAUGGGCCUCGAGAAGUGGCGGGUUCCGAUGGUUAUUGGACUUCUUCCAGUUCUUCUCCAUGUCUCCUUGGGUCUAUUUUUCGCCGGUCAUUCUGUCUAUCUAUUCACACUCAAUAUGGGUAUCGCAUACGGUGUCGCUCUCGUCUCGGGUUGCGUGUAUAUCGCCUAUGGCGUCUGCCUCGUCCUUCCUCUGUUCUACUACAACUGUCCAUACAAAACUCCGCUCACAUUCUAUCUAUUCAAAAUCUAUCUCUCUGCACGCGAUAGGCUUCCAUUUCUUAAUCUUCACUACUCACGCCAUGAGCCUGAUCACUUCUCCGGUCCACGCUCAAUGAAAGAGGCAGAGCAAGAAGGCACCCGAAAUGCCGCGAAGGACAUUGACAGCAAAGCCAUUUUAUGGUUGAGUUCAAUGUCGCUGAAUGCAUCCGUUAAACAAGUCGUACUUCAGGCCAUUCUCGGAAUCCACAAUGGAAAGGUAAUUGAUACGAACAUUGACAGUGCCGUGGGAGAGAUAUUCGAUCAAAUUGGUCGUCUAGAGCCUAGAAUACAGCACUCCAUCACGAGGUUGGAGCUGCAUUCCCGUCAUUUGAUUCCAAAUCCUUUGGCUAUGCCGUUCACGGAUACUACCUCCAACUUGCUUACGAUACUCCAAUCACCACUACGGGAUAGUGUUCACCUACCAGAGGACGUUUGGAUCUCCAUUGUGGAUUGCGCUGACUUCAAGUCUCCAUCAGCGCUGCGAUUAGCAGUAGAGCUGAUCAGAGUUUGGAAGGACAAAUCGAAACGUCCUUCGUUGUAUUUCCGGGAGCCACAGCAUCGCAAUCAACCUCCGCUCCAGAAGGUUGUUAGCAUAGAAUAUCAGCCAUCCGAAAGUGGUGCUAUCAGCUAUCUCUUGUCAUCACUCACAAGUAAACUCUCUCAGUCAGUCAUCCGCUGGAUUCGUUCGUUCCUAAAACUGCACAAUCCAACUCUACUAUUCCACCCAAACUUUUUGAGCCUGGGUCAAGUAUUUUUAGAGAUGAUCCGGCUGUUACGCAGUAGAUUCCAUGAUGAUGAUCUGGAUAUCGAUAUCUUGCUAGAUGGAAUUGCUACCGCCAUCCAGUUACUAGCGCAGGAAAAGAGAGAACCAAAUUGCAUGACGGAAGCUCGGAAGGAGGCUUUCACCUUGUCUUCCUCUCGUACUUAUCCCAUCCCAUUGACGGCAGUCGGUCAAAUGGCGCUAUUAAAGAUUCUCCAUGACGGCAUACCUUCGCUGAUCGAAACAGCUUCGUCACCCACAAGGACUUUCUACACCAAUGCGAUACGGUGUUUAAUGUCGCCUCGUCCGCCGGACGACCACCCUAAGCUUCAUCGUCAAUACUGGGAAUUAGAAUGGGAUCUGCUGGAGGAUGUGGUUGCUCCUCUCCUUGCUCAGUGCCCAACCUUACGCCCUGAGGCCGCACAGUGUGAUGACACCUGCAUACAUACCAGCCUCGAUCCCCUAAACGACGAUGGAGUAUUAAUCAGGGUUUCCGAAGAAGCAGGGGGGAUACUCUCUCUGUAUACCAGAUUCAGAGAUGCGCCUACUCUUCCUGGCAAGCAGAAGGAGCUCCCUACUUACCUUGCCGGUCAUAUCACAAAUAGGAUGAUCACCACUGAUAUCUUCGACCCCCUACACAUUUCGGGUUCAGCAUCUUCAACAUCUUCAUUUGCGGAAACCCUAUCAUUCCUCACCCGUUUGCUUCUCUACAAAAUAGACUGGGAGUGUAUUGCCAAUCUUCUUGAGAAGCUCUCAACUCGGGAGGACAUUUCGGGACCCAUGUGGGAGAGUUACAUUAUUAAUAUGGAUCACUGGGCGUCUGACGAGGCAUUUACGAUGGAGUGGAGUGAAGACCAUGCCAUCGUGAAGCAGCGUAUUACUCUGAUUCAUGGCCUGCUUCCCAUCGAGAAGGCUUUGUCGGGGUGUGGGACGGAAGAAACGCGUUUCGGACUAUUCUGUUCGAAGAUCUACCGCUUAGAUUUUCAUUCGCCACACGUCCAGGAGCAGCCAUGGAUAAUACGGUUUAUUUGUUACGCAGAGCGACGCGGGGAGGAGAGAUGA
Molecule: messenger RNA, 2930 nt
Organism: Desarmillaria tabescens
Lineage: Eukaryota; Fungi; Basidiomycota; Agaricomycetes; Agaricales; Physalacriaceae
Exons: 6
Coding region: 180-2930 (916 amino acids)
Source: RefSeq, a predicted model, not a curated record